GAUUUUUUGUACGCGAUGCAUCUGGGUCAAACAAACUGAUUUUUUUCUUUACACAUUCAUGUGCUUAUAACUUUCAUUUUUUUAGUUCAAACGCAGGGUGAAUUUUAAAUUGUCCAGGUUUUCUGAUGGAUUGUUAACUUAUUAAAAUCUACAGCCAGGGAUGCAGCAGCCAGCCAACCCCAGGCCUCGGGUCGAUCCAAAUGCUUUGGGAGAAGUUGACCCAACGGAAUAUCCGGAGCCGAAAGAAUCCACACAUAAGAUCAGAGGAAGAUCGGAUAUUUUAGAAUUAUUAUUCGGAGAUGAGAACCAAGAAUUGAUUGUGGUAAAAUUGUUUUAUUUCUUCUUCUACUCGGCCUUUGGAUCCUUAUUUCCACUUAUGGGAGUGUACUUCAAACAACUGGGAAUGGAUCCGAGUCAGUGUGGAAUGUUGAUUGGUUGCAGACCUUUCGUUGAGUUUUUAUCGGCACCUUUUUGGGGCAGUUAUGCUGAUAGAUGGAAAAAAGGAAAAACUUUGUUGCUGGCUUCAUUAUCUUGUUGGAUUUUAUUCACAUUGCCCAUCGGAUAUCUUCAACCUCCCGCUCGUAAUUGUAUCAAACAAUAUGGCAAUAAAGUGAAAUUGGAACUUCCUAGCACCACGUUUUUGUUCAACGAUCCGUCAAAGGAUAAAGUUUUACCAACAACAGACCCGAAUGAUACAACUCCAUCGAGUGUUUCCCUCGCCCAAGCAGAUGUUGGAAAAUCACCUCUGAAAGUAAUAGAUACGACAAAUCCAAAUGCAGAAAAUUUAGUUUCACCUCUGUAUUCAUCUGUGGUGUAUAAAACUGAAGACGUUCAAAAAUCAUUUUUCCUCAUGUUACUUUUGAUUAUCAUCGGCGAAUUCUUCAGUGCUCCGGCCAUCACGCUUGUGGAUUCUGCGGUAAUUACUCUCCUUGGCGAGGAUGCUGAUCGUUAUGGUCAUCAGCGUAUGUUUGGGUCUGUUGGCUGGGGCUUGUCGAUGUUCUUUUUGGGUAUUGCUUUGGAUCGAUCAACUGCUUUUACAAAUCACCCUUGUGGUUUGCCUGGUGAACGAGAAAAAAAUUACCGCACCUGUUUCUUCGCAUUCUCUGUCCUGAUGGGAGGAGCUUUAAUCUCAGCUACUCAAAUCACUUUCCGUUAUGAAGAUCCGCCUGAAACGAAAGAGCCACAGAAACAACCGCUUUCCCAAGAUGAAGAUGAUGCUUUGGAGCAAGAAGUUGCCAGGCAGUUGAAUUUACCUUCGUUGGCAUCACACCCCUCAGGAGGAUCUGGUCAAAGAAGACAACCAAUUCCUCGGAUAGAAGGUGAAGAUGGUCAGACACAGCCUAGUGUUGGAAAGACAAAAAUGUUCGCUCAAACUACGAGGGAAAUGCCGGAAUGGAUGACUGUUUUGAAACACUUUGGAAAUCUGAAAUAUGCGUCCUUUUUAUUCGUGGCAUGGCUCAUGGGCUUCGGAAUUGGAUUAAUAUUCACGUUUCUCUUUUGGCAUUUACAAGAAGCUGGUGGUACUCCUACACUUUUUGGAUUGGCUUCAAUCAUUAACCACAUUUCUGAAAUCCUGGCUUAUUUUUGGAGUUUUAAAUUGAUACGACACUUUGGACAUAUCAAAGUUCUCUGUCUGGGUUUAUUUGGCAAUGUAAUCAGAUUUUUAUAUGUAGCAAUGCUGACAAAACCAUGGCUUGUUUUACCAUUUGAAUUAAUGCAAGGUAUAACUCAUGCUGCUGUUUGGGCUGCUUGUUGUUCAUACAUAGCUCACAAUACACCUCCUGAAUUACGAAAUUCAGCUCAGGGUGUGCUACAAGGAUUACAUCAUGGAUUAGGUCGUGGUUGUGGAGCAAUAAUUGGAGGAUUUUUCGUCAGAAGCUAUGGUUCUCCUGCAACUUUCCGAGGUUAUGGUAUUUUCUGUGCUCUGGUGCUUGCUGCAUUCAUAUUCAUUAAUUUCUACAGAAAAGAUACAGGGUUCGUCUCAGAUUUACCCAUGAGUGAAGACCCACAUCAGGUCAUGGAGGAGAGUAUUCAUCUAGCCCCUCAUGGAGUUCCUAGUAAUCCUAUACCUCGCGUAUUGUCAAGCUCUAAAUUGCAAGAUUUAACCAGCGAAGGACAAAGUUAUGGUACUACGAAUAAUACACCAUCGAAUAAUUUGCAUCCAAAUUCAGGUCGAGGUUCGAAAAAUCCAUUUUUACAAGAGAGUGACUUGAAUCAUCAAUCUAAUCAAACUUACUCGCAUGAAACAGAAACAAAUAUUUUGAAUAUUGCCAAAAAUUACGAAAGUAUGUCGCAAAUGAAUGAUAAAAUGAACGAUGAAUGGAUGGAAAAACAACCUCUCACCAGUAUUCAUAUACAACAACCCCAUAAUAUCAUUAAAGCAUAUGACUGGUAAAAAAAAUAAUGCGAAGGUCAAUACUUAUUUGAUCUGCGGUUAUAACAUUCCUUUGAAUUUUUUUGAGAUACAUUUUAAAAUUAAACAUAUCAGUAAUUCUAUUUCGUUAUAUUGUUUAAGUUUAUUCCUCAUGGAUACUCCUAUUUAUAAAUUUCAUGUUGUGUUUUUUUGUCUAGUCAAGAUUAGUUUACCUAUAAUUAGAGAGAAUGCGUACAAUAUAAAAGACCUGUGUUGUUUGUGUAAUGAGUACCUACCUAAGUUUAACAAGCGCUUACUUUUUUUUAAAAAAAUGGUUUAUCUUUUGCAAAAUGCAAACUUGUUUUUCUUUAUGUAAAUACUAAUUUGUAAUAAAAAUUUAAUUAUCAUGCUAAGAAAAAGUUACCUGUAACCAACUACGUUUUGUAUUGGGUAUACAAACACAAAUUUAUUUUUAUAAAAGUCUGAAUUUUCUAAUGAUAAAAUUCACGUAUCUAAAAUUCCAUUUUAUACAUUUAAUGUAUCGUGUAAAUAUUUUUUAAAACUCCAAAUUUAUCGAAUUAUAAUCUACCUUUCUUUAGCUACUUAUCUCCUUUUUUUCGCCUUCCUAUUUACUUUCACUUAUUACUUUUCACUUUUUCAAUUUCCAUGUCUGUUUUGUAGGUGUAAGAAUGAACAUUACAGAUAAUGUGUUCAUACAAUAAGAAUUUUAAAGAUUUAGCUGUUAGGCAAUUGUUAUAAAAAUUUAAAAUUCGCCUAUUUUACUGACUGAAAUAUUUGUAACGAGCAUCUUUUACAUAUCUAAGAAUCCGGAAUCCGCCAACCGCCAUAAUGAAGUUAUAUGUAUUUUGUAAUAAAAAUUGUUGAAAUUGACAUUUAUAUGUAUGUACUAUGUAAUAGCUUUAAAUUGUUGAAUUUUUACACUGUACAUUAGAAUGGCACGAAUUAUGAAAAUAUAUAACGAAAUAUACUUACGAGAUAACUUCGAAAUUUUUUCAACUAAUUGUAAGUUGAUUAGGCAACAUCACACAGCCCAAAAUACAGCUGUGUUAGACAGAUUGCCUAUCGCAGGGCGCCACGAAUUGAAAAUUUUGUUUUCAAGUUCGUAUCUUUAUGGUCAUUUCUGUUUUAUAAUAGGCGGAUAGGCGGAUGAACAAAAACAAAAAAAUAUGAAAUAUAACUCAUCAAUUCAGCAUUCAGUAAUAUUUUGAGAAAAUUUAUAAUUAAAUCAACAUGAUUAAACGUUUACACAAACACGAGAAUAAAUUUAACUUGAUAUAAAAUUUAUAUACAACGAAAAUACAUCAUGAUAAUCUUGCUUAACAACUACGGGAAAAUAUACAAAAAUGAAAAAAAAAUGACUAAAAUAAAAAUAAAUUCAUGCGCCGAAUUUUGCCAAAUUAACAAAUCGAGUGUUCACAAGAUAAAGAAAAUCGAAAACCGUGUACUAAGCGCGCUCAUCAAACGAUCUCGUAUACUUAAACCAGAAGUAUAAAACAUUUAAUAAUUAUCAUUACUUUCUCUAACGUACAUAAGCCAUGAUUUUAGGCUACUCCGCAUAUCAUCAUAUGGUAGCCUUGUAGCCUAUCGCAUACUCAACAGAUCGUUGAUUGGCAGCUUUUUGUUUUG
Messenger RNA from Planococcus citri (citrus mealybug), 4000 nucleotides. Its product is annotated as major facilitator superfamily domain-containing protein 6-like. The record is from RefSeq and is a predicted model, not a curated record. Lineage: Eukaryota; Metazoa; Arthropoda; Insecta; Hemiptera; Pseudococcidae. Gene Ontology annotation, cellular component: membrane. The coding region runs from base 161 to 2395 and encodes 744 amino acids. The transcript has 12 exons.